AUGGAAGCACAUAAACUUUUCUUCAUUCAUCCCGCUCUCGACAAUGUGGAGAGACUCGUCGUCUUCGAGAACUUCGACCAGCGGUACCCUCCCAACCUCCCGUACUGCGAGCCCCUCCGGACUGCGCCUCCCAUCGUCAGCCGGUCAGUCGGCCGCGCCAGCCUCAGGCUCAAGCACCUGUCGGGGGCGUUCAUCGUCGACGCCAGCGACGUGUUCCUCGGCGCCUCCCGCGAGCCCUCGUGGGCGUGGCCGAACCUUACCACGCUCGCGCUUACCUCGAGGCUGCUCGCGCCCGACGCGGAUUCAGGGGCUGUCGACGGCAUGCUCGUGGCGGCCGCGACCGCGGCCCGCCGGAUGCCGAAGCUCGAGACGAUGGAGAUCUGGAACGGGCGGGAGGGCCUCGCGGGCUUGUUCAGGUACCGGUCCGCACGGCGCGGGCGGACGGCUGGGAUCAGCUGGAGGGGAACGUGGGACCUCGCCUUGGGGGAAGAUGUCAUCCAGGCCUGGGAGACUGUUGCGAAUAUGUAUCGCCGCGGCGGGCUCGUGGUUGUGAAGGAGAAGGUGAUGGAUGCUAAGAUCAGGUUCCACGGUGACGCGAUUCAUCACCUGGGGCUCGAGGCGCAGGUGGUCCGGCCUGUUUCGUUGUAUCAGAUGCGGAUGGAGCGUGAUAUUCGAGAGGGCAAUGCAUGA
Messenger RNA from Diaporthe citri, 690 nucleotides. RefSeq lists its product as uncharacterized. The record is from RefSeq and is a predicted model, not a curated record. The transcript has 2 exons. Bases 1 to 690 code for a protein of 229 amino acids. NCBI's taxonomy places the organism in Eukaryota, Fungi, Ascomycota, Sordariomycetes, Diaporthales, Diaporthaceae.